Messenger RNA from Oncorhynchus kisutch (coho salmon), 1733 nucleotides. RefSeq names its product transmembrane protein 230-like. NCBI's taxonomy places the organism in Eukaryota, Metazoa, Chordata, Actinopteri, Salmoniformes, Salmonidae. The transcript is spliced from 3 exons. Gene Ontology annotation, biological process: synaptic vesicle transport. Gene Ontology annotation, cellular component: synaptic vesicle; endomembrane system. Bases 372 to 731 code for a protein of 119 amino acids. The record is from RefSeq and is a predicted model, not a curated record.
GGUAGCCUAGCCUACUUCCAUUCCAGUUCAGGGACGGUUCAGAGCAUUGCGCAGGCGUUGUACAGACUAAACAAGGAAGAGGGCAUGAGUGCGGACGUUUUUAUUGCAACAAAAUGUUAUGUUUAUGUUAACUCCUGAUCUGAAAAGGCGGUAUCCCUCUUUCUAUUUUCAUUUGGUUGCAACAUAGGCUAAUUGUAGUGAGUCGAGAGGAGCUGACACACUGAUUAACACGUUCGUUGCAAGUUGACAACAGUGUAUCUGAAUAGGCAAGUGUCAUCAUUGUAGCAUUUCUCAAUAUGAAAUGAUACAAUGUACCGGCUGCCAAUGUAACAUAACAAUGCAACAGUUUUAGCAAGUAAUUUAAAGUAAAGAUGAACGCUCGCAGCAGUUUAAGACAAGGAAUACUUAACACUAAGGUCAGGUACUCCAAAUUAGCCAAUGAUGAUGACGGCUACAUUGACCUGCAGUUCAAAAAAAGCCCACCAAAGGUCCCAUACAAAGCCAUUGCACUGGCAACUGUCCUCUUCUUGAUUGGCUCUCUGUUGAUCACCAUUGGAGCUCUCCUUUUGGCAGGAUACUUUGAAGUCACACAUGCUGACCGGACUGUGCCCGUUCUCAUAAUUGGAAUCUUGGUUUUCCUUCCUGGAUUCUAUCACCUGCGGAUAGCUUACUAUGCAUCGAAGGGCUACCGUGGUUACUCCUAUGAUGAUAUCCCAGACUUUGAUGACUGAGCCACUCCUAACUGAGGCAACUCCUUUGUUAUUUUCACAUAACAUUGUUGAAUACAGUAAACAGACUGGGAUCCAGGGUAGUCCCAAAGCAGAUGUCCUUUUGAUGUUUGUUCAUCAUGUCAUGUCUGUUCACUUCUUGUUCUUUGACUGGAUUACCACCAUACUUCAUUAUGAAUGACUACUAUAUUUAGAUAGGUUUGUGUUAUUGUUUCUAACAAAUAACAUGCACAUUUGUAUUUAUUUCAUGACAUAUGCAUACAUUUUACAUAUACAUUUGACAUACAUGGCACUUUCAUAUACAGCAAUCACAUAACAAUAAUACAUAACCGAACAGAGCUAUUUAAUCCCACCUCUCAGCCACUCUCAUCCCACCUAUCACUGUAGACCACCCUUGAUUUUUAGUUGACUGACCAAUUGGAAAUGUGAUUCUAGGAUGCAUUUUUUUCCCCACAUGAUUUGCAGUUUGAGGUUUAGAGCCAAUUUUGUUUAUUUAUUCCCAUAGUUUUGGCCUCGUGUAGGUAUACCCACACUUAUCUAUAAAAGUGAAGGACGUAAUUUCUGAUAAAAUACAUAGCUGUGCUGUAAGGGAGGCAUGAGUUUAAUUGUAUUGUCCAACUGAAAGACCUGAUCAGUGUAACCGUAAAUCAAUUUACUCUCACUCUGGUUGGUACCCCAACAGAACCAGUUUGAGAUAUUAUGGCUAAACUUGAAAGUUGACUUUGUUUUUCUGUUGAAAUGUCGCUUAUGCUUUCCUGGAGGGUUCCUGGUAGGAGUAUUUUAUGUGAUUAAUGCCAAUCCUUUGAUCUCCAUAUGGUGUGCUGCUAGGCCUGCGAGAGUCAAGAAGGAAUAGUUGUCACGCCACAAUAUAGUGUCUGGUGUAGUUUUCCACUGGCUGAUUUUGAAAGGCAUUGUCACUUGCAAUGAAGUCUGUAGUGUAUCCAUAUAUUCAAUUUAAAGGUAUUUGUGGUUGAGCAUCAUCUCCAAUAAAGACUGUAUCAUGAA